GGUGCUCGGCCGUCCCCGCGCCACCCCCGCCGGGGAACGAGUGGGGCGCUCUUUUUGAGCGCGAGGAGGAGAAUGAGUGAUUGCUUAGUCUCUCCCUUGUGUUAUGUAAUCCCCGCUCGGUCGUAUAGUACACCCGAAGCCUUAGUGCACCGCGGUUUACAGUCUCCUCCCCCGGCUCUAAAAUUUUGGGGUGGCGCCGUGAUUUAUAAAAUGGGAUGUGGCGGAAAAAGCUUUAUUUUCGUAUGGUUAUAUCCUGCCGCGGUGGGCGCCAUGUUUAUCCCAGGGACUAUUUUCUCUAGAUUCUUAGCACCUUCUGAAAAGGAGUGAUGUUGAUCCACCUGCUUUCUCUCCAUUCUGCGAGUUUUCCUGAUUUCCUCUUCUGUCAGACGCGGGAUUCUCUCAAAUUGUUAAUAAUACUGGACGUUUCUCUCAUUGUCUUGGAUAUUUUCAGCUCAGAAAAAGGUAGAGCUGGAAAGAAAACUUCCGGAGAAUUCAGAAAUGUUGGAGUUAAUAAUGGAAGAGGCAAUGACUUGGGGAAGAAUUCCAGAGCAAAAAAAGCUUAGUAAAUGUCCCAGCCAGGAUUCAAACCAGCUGUAACCUAGGCAUGGCGGACACCGACCUCUUUAUGGAAUGUGAGGAGGAGGAGUUGGAGCCAUGGCAGAAAAUCAGUGAUGUCAUUGAGGAUUCUGUAGUUGAGGAUUAUAAUUCAGUGGAUAAAACUACUACAGUUUCUGUGAGCCAGCAGCCUGUCUCGGCUCCAGUGCCCAUCGCUGCCCAUGCUUCUGUUGCUGGGCACCUCUCUACAUCCACCACCGUUAGUAGCAGCGGGGCACAGAACAGCGACAGUACAAAGAAGACUCUUGUCACACUAAUUGCCAACAACAAUGCUGGCAAUUCUUUGGUCCAACAAGGUGGACAGCCGCUCAUCCUAACCCAGAAUCCAACCUCAGGUCUGGGUACAAUGGUUACUCAACCAGUAUUGAGGCCUGUCCAGGUCAUGCAGAAUGCCAAUCAUGUGACUAGUUCCCCUGUGGCCUCACAACCAAUAUUCAUCACUACACAGGGAUUUCCUGUAAGAAAUGUCCGGCCUGUACAAAAUGCAAUGAAUCAGGUUGGGAUUGUGCUGAACGUACAGCAAGGCCAAACAGUUAGACCAAUUACACUAGUCCCAGCCCCAGGUACCCAGUUUGUUAAGCCGACAGUUGGAGUCCCACAAGUGUUCUCUCAGAUGACCCCUGUGAGGCCAGGCUCCACAAUGCCUGUGCGGCCCACCACCAACACCUUCACCACCGUCAUCCCAGCCACUCUCACCAUUCGAAGCACCGUCCCACAGUCCCAAUCCCAGCAGACCAAGUCCACUCCCAGCACUUCUACCACUCCCACUGCCACACAGCCGACCUCAUUGGGGCACCUUGCUGUUCAACCUCCAGGCCAAUCCAACCAGACUCAGAAUCCCAAACUAGCUCCCUCCUUCCCCUCUCCACCUGCAGUGAGCAUUGCCAGCUUUGUCACUGUGAAGCGACCUGGGGUUACAGGUGAAAAUAGCAAUGAAGUGGCCAAACUGGUGAAUACCCUUAACACCAUCCCUUCCCUGGGCCAGAGUCCUGGGCCAAUGGUGGUAUCCAACAACAGCUCUGCGCAUGGCUCUCAGAGAACCAGCGGGCCUGAGUCUUCAAUGAAAGUGACCUCUUCCAUCCCAGUGUUUGACCUCCAGGAUGGUGGACGGAAGAUAUGUCCACGGUGUAAUGCUCAAUUCCGUGUUACUGAAGCUUUGAGAGGUCACAUGUGUUACUGUUGCCCAGAAAUGGUUGAAUACCAGAAGAAAGGAAAGUCUCUGGAUUCAGAACCCAGUGUCCCAUCAGCAGCAAAGCCCCCAUCCCCUGAGAAAACAACUCCUGUUGCUUCCACUCCCUCUUCUACACCUAUUCCUGCUCUGUCACCACCUACCAAAGUACCAGAGCCAAAUGAGAAUGUGGGUGAUGGCGUCCAGACCAAGCUCAUUAUGCUAGUAGAUGACUUCUACUAUGGACGGGAUGGUGGCAAAGUAGCCCAGCUCACAAACUUCCCUAAGGUCGCCACAUCUUUCCGAUGCCCACAUUGUACCAAAAGGCUAAAAAACAACAUUCGAUUUAUGAACCAUAUGAAACAUCACGUAGAACUUGAUCAGCAGAACGGUGAGGUGGAUGGUCAUACUAUCUGCCAGCACUGUUAUCGUCAGUUUUCCACUCCCUUCCAGCUCCAGUGCCACUUGGAAAAUGUUCAUAGUCCCUAUGAAUCAACUACCAAGUGCAAGAUCUGUGAGUGGGCGUUUGAGAGUGAGCCACUGUUUCUCCAGCAUAUGAAGGAUACUCAUAAGCCUGGAGAGAUGCCUUAUGUUUGCCAGGUGUGUCAGUAUCGCUCCUCACUCUACUCUGAGGUAGAUGUCCAUUUUCGGAUGAUCCAUGAGGAUACUCGGCACCUGCUCUGCCCUUAUUGCUUGAAGGUCUUCAAAAAUGGCAAUGCAUUCCAACAGCAUUACAUGAGGCACCAGAAGAGGAAUGUUUAUCAUUGCAACAAAUGCCGGCUGCAGUUUCUCUUUGCCAAGGACAAAAUUGAACACAAGCUUCAGCACCAUAAAACCUUCCGUAAACCCAAGCAGCUGGAAGGUUUGAAACCAGGCACCAAGGUGACAAUCCGGGCUUCCCGAGGGCAGCCACGCACUGUUCCUGUACCCUCCAGUGAUGUCCCUCCCAGCACCUUGCAGGAGGCAGCACCACUGGCCUCCUCAGCGGACCCUCUGCCCGUCUUCCUUUAUCCCCCUGUCCAGCGCAACGUCCAGAAGAGAGCUGUUAGGAAAAUGAGUGUCAUGGGCCGGCAGACAUGUCUGGAGUGCAGCUUUGAGAUCCCAGAUUUCCCUAACCAUUUCCCUACUUAUGUUCACUGCUCUCUAUGUCGCUAUAGUACCUGCUGUUCUCGAGCUUAUGCCAACCACAUGAUCAACAAUCAUGUUCCACGGAAGAGCCCCAAGUAUUUGGCUUUGUUUAAAAAUUCUGUGAGUGGAAUCAAGCUGGCCUGCACUUCAUGUACCUUUGUUACUUCUGUUGGAGAUGCCAUGGCUAAGCAUUUGGUAUUCAACCCCUCUCACAGAUCCAGUAGCAUCCUGCCACGGGGACUCACUUGGAUAUCUCACUCAAGGCAUGGCCAGACUCGUGACCGAGUGCACGACCGGAACUUGAAGAAUUUGUACCCUCCUCCUUCCUUCCCCUCUAUUAAAGCUGCCACUGUGAAAUCUGCGGGGGCCACCCCAGCUGAGCCUGAAGAGCUACCAGCUCCCAUGGCCCAGGCACUCCCGUCACCAGCCUCAACUGCAACCCCACCACCAACCCCCACUCAUCCCCAGCCUUUAGCCCUUCCACCCUUGGCUACGGAGGGGGCGGAAUGUCUGAAUGUCGAUGACCAGGAUGAAGGGAGCCCAGUCACCCAGGAGCCUGAGCCAGCAUCAGGGGGUGGUAGUAGCAGUGUGAUUGGCAAGAAGGAGCAGCUUUCUGUGAAGAAGCUUCGAGUGGUACUGUUUGCCCUGUGCUGCAAUACGGAACAGGCAGCUGAACACUUCCGAAACCCCCAACGACGCAUCCGGCGUUGGCUUCGGCGCUUCCAGGCCUCACAGGGGGAGAAUCUGGAGGGCAAAUAUCUGAGCUUAGAGGCAGAAGAGAAACUGGCUGAGUGGGUGCUGACCCAACGUGAGCAACAGCUACCUGUAAAUGAGGAGACCUUGUUCCAGAAGGCCACCAAAAUAGGACGUUCUUUGGAGGGGGGGUUUAAGAUCUCUUAUGAGUGGGCUGUGCGUUUCAUGCUACGUCACCACCUGACUCCCCACGCUCGGCGAGCUGUGGCCCACACUCUACCUAAGGAUGUGGCAGAGAAUGCAGGACUCUUCAUUGAAUUUGUACAACGGCAGAUUCACAACCAGGACUUACCCUUGUCUAUGAUUGUGGCUAUUGAUGAGAUCUCCUUGUUCCUGGAUACGGAGGUACUGAGCAGUGACGACCGAAAGGAAAAUGCCCUGCAGACAGUGGGCACAGGGGAGCCUUGGUGUGAUGUGGUGCUGGCCAUUCUGGCAGAUGGCACUGUCCUCCCUACCCUGGUUUUCUACCGAGGACAGAUGGAUCAGCCUGCUAAUGUGCCAGACUCUAUCUUGCUAGAGGCGAAGGAGAGUGGCUACAGUGACGAUGAGAUCAUGGAGCUGUGGUCAACCCGAGUGUGGCAGAAGCACACAGCUUGCCAGCACAGCAAAGGCAUGCUUGUGAUGGACUGUCAUCGCACUCACCUGUCAGAAGAGGUGCUGGCCAUGCUUAGUGCCUCUAGCACUUUGCCUGCAGUUGUCCCAGCAGGCUGUAGCUCCAAAAUCCAGCCAUUAGAUGUAUGCAUCAAACGAACUGUCAAGAACUUCCUGCACAAAAAGUGGAAGGAGCAGGCUCGGGAAAUGGCAGAUAGUGCUUGUGAUUCUGAUGUCCUGCUUCAGCUGCUUCUGGUCUGGCUGGCUGAGGUGCUUGGUGUCAUUGGGGACUGUCCAGAGCUAGUUCAGCGGUCCUUCCUUGUGGCCAGCGUUCUGCCUGGCCCUGAUGGCAACAUUAACUCACCUACAAGAAAUGCUGACAUGCAGGAGGAGCUAAUUGCCUCCCUAGAGGAGCAACUGAAGCUGAGUGGGGAACAGUCUGAGGAGGCCUCAGCUUCCACUCCCCGACCCAGGUCAUCUCCUGAAGAGACAGUUGAGCCUGAAAGCCUUCACCAGCUCUUUGAGGGUGAAAGUGAGACCGAGUCCUUCUAUGGCUUUGAAGAAGCUGACCUAGAUCUGAUGGAGAUUUAAGUGUUGGGGUCAUGAGGGGGUGUGGAGUGGGGGUGGGAAAGUGUUAGGGAGGGUAGAGGUAAAGGGGGGUAUACCAGGUGGGGGUAUUUGGGUUAUAUUUUUUAAUUUUAUGCCACCACUCCCCCCUGAUGUUGACUUAUACAUCCUUGUGGAUUUGUGGAUUAUUAGGAAAACCGAUAGUGAUCACGUCUGAGCCGAUGAGCUGGUCCUGGCCCUGUUGGUCAUUCACUUCUGCUAAAAACAGGUUUUUGUGACUUUUUUUUAAAUUUAAAUCACUGUGCUUGGUAUUUUUCUGACAAAAUCAAGAAAAAGGAAAAAAAAAAUCUUUCGUGGGCGAAUGUUAAAUCUUUUGUUUCCCCUUUUACCUCAACUGUAUCAUAGUACAUCUGGGUUUUGUUUGUUUUACUGUGUGGCCAGUGUCUUUGGGCAUGAUGCUAUCCAACCAUUGUCAAUGUGAGAACAUUUCUGAAGAUGGGAAAGACAAAAAUUGUAGCUCACAAACUGGUUUAUUAUAUAUAUAUAUGGAUAAAAAAGUUUUUUCAUUGUGGUCUUAACACUUUUAUAUAAAAAUGAAAAUGGAAAAAAAAUCCCACUGAACUCUCUCUUCCUUCUCCUUUCUUUCCUUCCCUCUCCAGAGAUGUUGGUUUCUACAGCAACUCUAAAUAUAAAAUUGUGGCUUUAAAAAUGCAUGAAACCACCUUUAAUCGUCCAGAAUGAUGAGUAGAUUUUUUCCCUCACCACCCUCCCUCCGACAAAAACACAACAAAACCAAUAUUCUUUGCACCUGUGAUCCUUGGCCCCCUUCCCCAUUCUCACACCGUCACUCUGGACAAAGGAUCAUACAUGGGUCAUUAGCAAGCAAGAGGUACUGAGGUGAUCACACAGAACCUUAGGGUGGAAGCCAUUCCCAGUGUAUGGGUCUUCAUCCUGCAAUCCAUGGGGGCAGUCCCUGCUUUGUUGAACUUCCUCCUGUUAAGUGGACAGCAUACCUGUUCAAGGGAUCACAUGUCCGCCAGCCAGCAGCUAAUUGUGCAAGAAGUUGUAUUGAACUUUAAAAAGACCACUUGUUGAAAUUCUGCUUACCCUGUGGCUUUCCCCUAUUUCUUUUAAUGCUUAGAGAAGAAUCUGACAUGAAGAAACACAUAGGGGUGUGCACAAAGAAAAAGACAUGAAUCUUUAUUUUUCACUGCCAGCUUCAAGGAAAGAAAAUUUUUUCUACAAUUUGCAUGAGGGAUUUUUUUUUUAAUUGUAUGUACUCAAUGGCUAUAAACUGAAACGUACUGUAACACACAGAGAAAAGGAGCAAAAAUCCAGGUCCACCUUUCCCACAACUAUACUAUACUUCUGUCCAUCCUGAGGCUUUCUGCAACGUUUCCCUCCUGUGAGCCGAGGAGGCAACCUGCACAGGCUUGUAAAUGGUUCAUCUUUAAAAUGUACAUAAGUGGAACAUUUAAAAAAAAUGAGGGGAAAUGGAUUUAUAAACAAUGUGGUUUUUUUCUAGGUUACCCUAUUUGAGCAGGCUUUCACAGACUGGGAGAUGCUCAAGAUGUGAUGGGCCUGGUGGUACAGGUGUGACAUUUGUUACCACCUGUUUCUCCUCAUCCGUUUUUUUUUUGUGUUUUUUAACUCCCAGCACACUAUAAUAUAGUGAACUGGAGUAGUCCCCUCCAUAAACAGCUUGGCCAGCUUUGUGAACCCAUGGCAUCUGAAAACUGAACUGAGGAUCCACCUGGGCUUCUCUUCCCCAGCUUUUUGCCUGAUGCCAUUUUGACAGAAUAUGGACUUUUGAGUCAAAACUUUGCCUUUCAGAAAGUUCAAGAACUAUGGUCAACGCUAUCUGCAGUGACUUAAUCCUUCUCUUUGGUAGUCUCCGCAGCAGCCCCAGAUUUAGCAGAGCUGGGUUCCUGGCCUCUGCACACUGUAUGACUUUCUCAAUGGGUAAUUUUUUUAAGGCCAUAAUACCAACAGUGGAUCAGCUGGGUUUUGGCCAGGAAGUUACCUUUGUGGAUUCUGCCCGCAUGGCUUCGUAGUAUAGGAAGUUUUUUUUGUUUUGUUUUUUAUAAUUCAGUUUAAUCAAUAAACAAGUAUUUAUUGACUA
This is a messenger RNA of Globicephala melas (long-finned pilot whale), 6944 nucleotides long. It is a transcript of the gene POGZ, whose product is annotated as pogo transposable element derived with ZNF domain. Gene Ontology annotation, cellular component: nucleus. The record is from RefSeq and is a predicted model, not a curated record. NCBI's taxonomy places the organism in Eukaryota, Metazoa, Chordata, Mammalia, Artiodactyla, Delphinidae. Gene Ontology annotation, molecular function: nucleic acid binding. Gene Ontology annotation, biological process: positive regulation of transcription by RNA polymerase II.